UAUCAUAUCCACACAUUAACAAUAUCCAAAUUAAGCGAACUUGUCUCAACUCGUUACUCACCCUUCUUCACCGAUCACACUUCCACUCCUCCAUGGCCACCAUCCUUGAAUCCAUCGCCCUCGUUACACACCCUUCUUCUGCCAUAUCUCCUGUCGUCGCCCAUCGGACUUCUUCUCCCAAGUUCCCUCGUUACGUGGGCCUCAGGCCCAAACCCAAGCCCAGGCCCAUAUUCUCCACUCACUUUACUGCUUCGCCUACUUCCAGAAUCGCUAGUCGCACUUCACGCCUAGUGUGCGAAGCUCAGGAUACCGCUCUGGAUGUGGCUUCUAUCACUGAUGCAAAUUGGCAAUCACUUGUACUUGAAUCUGAUUCUCCAGUUUUGGUUGAAUUCUGGGCUCCAUGGUGUGGUCCCUGCAGAAUGAUACACCCUAUAAUUGAUGAACUAGCAAAGCAAUAUGCUGGUAAACUCAAGUGUUACAAACUCAAUACCGACGAGAGCCCUUCAACUGCUACUCGGUAUGGGAUUCGAAGUAUCCCAACUGUUGUGAUCUUCAAAGAUGGUAAGGAAAAAGACACAGUUAUUGGAGCUGUGCCCAAGUCAACACUGACAUCAAGCAUAGAAAAGUUUGUAUAAGUUAGCAAUGUAAUGAAUGCCUUUAUUUCCUGGAAAUAAGGAGCUCAUUUUUCUUAUACAAGUCCAUGUAUCAUGUUUCCAUAAAUUUGCUUUCUCAAAUACUCAGUUAUGCUCCUGUAUAGUUUUUAUCAGAUGCAACCUUAUUUUAUAUUUUAAGAUUAAUCUAGUAGUUACUGAUUUCUUGAGUAAA
Molecule: messenger RNA, 825 nt
Organism: Trifolium pratense (red clover)
Lineage: Eukaryota; Viridiplantae; Streptophyta; Magnoliopsida; Fabales; Fabaceae
Product: thioredoxin 1-like
Exons: 2
Coding region: 93-635 (180 amino acids)
Cellular component (GO): cytoplasm
Molecular function (GO): protein-disulfide reductase activity; oxidoreductase activity, acting on a sulfur group of donors, disulfide as acceptor
Source: RefSeq, a predicted model, not a curated record